GUGGUCGUGAUAGCAGAGGCCGGGUUAGGGGCAUGGGUUUGGGUAUUUCUAAGACUACUAUGAAGGUUGCCACCCCCUACAUCAUAGAAGCUCGGUCGGAGAGGAAUGCACGUAUGUCCAUUGAGGCUAAAUUUGAAGCAUUAAUGACUCAAAUGCAAGAAUUUCGUACGAUUGUUGAGCAACAAUUUGCUGAACUUAGGCAACAAAUUACUUAUCAAAGCCAACUACUUCACCGCUCCCCUGAUACAGCUGCAUCUCAGGCCCACCGUCGAUCUGGUGAGCCCUCAAGUAUUCGAGAAGACUCUGCAACAACUCCAUCGAUGGAACAAAUUUGCCAAUUGAGAGAUAUCCGUGGUUGAACUGUUGCUAGUGGGCGGAUGGUGUCAGAUACUACAGGCAUCCCUCCAGAAUGCAUCAGAGUUGUAAUAGAUGAUAUCAAUGUUCGCAUAGCAGAG
Magnolia sinica is the source of this 455-nucleotide messenger RNA. RefSeq lists its product as uncharacterized. The transcript has 2 exons. NCBI's taxonomy places the organism in Eukaryota, Viridiplantae, Streptophyta, Magnoliopsida, Magnoliales, Magnoliaceae. The record is from RefSeq and is a predicted model, not a curated record. Bases 33 to 359 code for a protein of 108 amino acids.